GUCAUUCGUGUCAACGACAAACAAGCUAAGAAUAGUUCGACUGGAGUUUCCAUUUUCGGUUUAUUUGACUGUAUGGUCAGCUAAGGAAGAAGUGGGGCGAUGAACACAAAUAUAUCUAUACCAGUUGAGGAGCACGGCGAAGCAGAAUGCGGAUGCUGUUUCGAACUGCUUGUAGAGCCGACUACCUUAGUCUGCGGUCACACAUUUUGUAAACACUGUCUGGCUAGAUGGACUGUUACCAGUGGACAGCGACGGUGCCAAACCUGUAAACAGGGAUGGAGAGGCUCACCGAAGGUAAACAUUGUGCUCAGAAACAUGUUACAGAAUGCAUGGUCACAAAAAAUGGCAGACAGGGUGCAGGAAGUCGACACAGACGAAAACCGGCGUUUCCUCUCCGACUUCGACAAAAUGAAUAAUAUCGUAACGGCACAAGAGUUGCUCCAAUCGGUUCAUGGUGGCAUGUCAGCAGGAAUUUCUAAUGCGCAAAACAACCAAACAAGAUGCAAAUACUUUACGUCUGGUAUCGCCCUUACAGUGUUGGUCUUCUGUAUUGUGUCCUAUAUUGGUAAUAUCGGCCAGAGGACGCUAAUUGACACGCCAGUCAAGCAAUGGAACACGGAUGACGUAGUCACAUGGAUAGGACAUCUUGGCACGUGGGGUGAUCACUUUUCGGAUGCCAUCAGAAAGAAUAGCAUAGAUGGUAAGAUGUUGCUCGUAAUGCAAGAAUCCGACGUCAGGAAUAGACUUAAUAUGACAAAUGAGCUGCAGAGGAAGGUGUUUCUCAAAGAAAUAGCUGCCAUGGUGACCACUGGAUCGAAACAGCCAGUCAACCUCUGGGAGUACAAGUCAGCCUAUCCAGUCUUUACAUUCACCAUGCUGUUGGGUUUUAAGCUUUUCCCUCGGAUUACCAUUGGGUACAGCUACAUAUUUGAGUACGACACUGUUUACACUCCUUUCAUGAAAUACGCCUGUUCAGAAUUCUCAGGAAAUGACAUGGAAGAGGCAACGAAUUUUUCUAGGCUGUUUUACAUAGCAUUCCUGCCUUAUUGGUUGGUUGGAAGAUAUGCAUCUGCAUGGACGACUGACCACUACUGGGUCAGCAGAUUUAUAGUCCUAGUCUGUGCCUUUGCUACCAUUUAUGACGUCAUGUUGUUCCUGACAAUUUUUAUGAAAAAGUGGACCGAAAAGGAUGUGAAAUAUGACAUAAUUUUCUUCUGUUUGUAG
Mizuhopecten yessoensis (Yesso scallop) is the source of this 1224-nucleotide messenger RNA. RefSeq names its product bifunctional apoptosis regulator-like. The coding region runs from base 100 to 1224 and encodes 374 amino acids. Gene Ontology annotation, molecular function: ubiquitin protein ligase activity; protein binding. Gene Ontology annotation, biological process: proteasome-mediated ubiquitin-dependent protein catabolic process. Gene Ontology annotation, cellular component: nucleus. Lineage: Eukaryota; Metazoa; Mollusca; Bivalvia; Pectinida; Pectinidae. The transcript is spliced from 8 exons. The record is from RefSeq and is a predicted model, not a curated record.